Molecule: messenger RNA, 1924 nt
Organism: Pan troglodytes (chimpanzee)
Lineage: Eukaryota; Metazoa; Chordata; Mammalia; Primates; Hominidae
Gene: NKD2
Product: NKD inhibitor of WNT signaling pathway 2
Exons: 10
Coding region: 257-1615 (452 amino acids)
Biological process (GO): negative regulation of Wnt signaling pathway
Cellular component (GO): cytoplasm
Molecular function (GO): calcium ion binding
Source: RefSeq, a predicted model, not a curated record
CACGCGCUCAGAGGGAGCCGGGCCGCCGUCGCAGUCCCCGCGCCCUGCGCCCGGUGGCCCCCCACCUCCGCCCCGCGGCCGCACCUGGCGCCCCCUGGCUCCCCCGGCCCCCGCGUGGCGUGGAGCCAUCUUCCCUCACCUCCUACCGGAACCCUAGCUUGCUCCCGGCCCAUGCGGCCCCCGCGGGCUCCCGGCCCCGGCUUCAGAACUCAGCCCUGCACCUGAGCGCGGGGCCCGGCAGGGUGUGGCGGCGGCGAUGGGGAAACUGCAGUCGAAGCACGCCGCCGCCGCCCGCAAGCGGAGAGAGAGCCCGGAAGGGGACAGCUUCGUGGCGUCCGCGUACGCGAGCGGCCGCAAAGGCGCGGAGGAAGCGGAGCGGCGCGCGCGGGACAAGCAGGAGCUGCCCAACGGGGACCCCAAGGAGGGGCCUUUCCGGGAGGACCAGUGUCCCCUACAGGUGGCACUCCCCCCUGAGAAAGCUGAGGGCCGCGAGCAGCCGGGACAACUCCUCAGCACAGAUGACGGAGAGAGGGCAGCAAACCGCGAGGGCCCGCGAGGACCGGGCGGGCAGCGCCUCAACAUUGACGCACUCCAGUGCGACGUCUCGGUGGAGGAGGGCGACCGUCAGGAGUGGACGUUCACGCUCUACGACUUUGACAACUGCGGGAAGGUCACCAGGGAGGACAUGUCCAGCCUCAUGCACACCAUCUAUGAGGUCGUGGAUGCCUCGGUCAACCACUCCUCGGGCAGCAGCAAGACCCUCCGUGUGAAGCUAACCGUCAGCCCUGAGCCCUCCAGCAAGAGGAAGGAGGGUCCUCCUGCUGGCCAGGACCGGGAGCCCACCCGUUGCAGGAUGGAGGGUGAACUGGCAGAGGAGCCAAGGGUGGCUGACAGGAGGUUGUCUGCACACGUCAGGAGGCCCAGUACUGACCCCCAGCCCUGCUCGGAGCGGGGGCCCUACUGCGUGGACGAGAACACGGAGCGCAGAAACCACUACCUGGACCUCGCCGGGAUUGAGAACUACACGUCCAGAUUCAGCCCUGGGUCCCCUCCUGUGCAAGCCAAGCAAGAGCCCCAGGGCAGGGCCUCGCACCUCCAGGCCCGGUCCCGCUCCCAGGAGCCAGACACACAUGCCGUACACCACCGCAGGUCACAGGUGCUGGUGGAACACGUCGUGCCAGCCUCGGAGCCUGCUGCCCGGGCCCUGGACCCGCAGCCCCGGCCGAAGGGGCCGGAGAAGCAGUUCCUCAAGUCCCCCAAGGGCUCCGGGAAGCCGCCUGGGGUGCCAGCCAGCAGCAAGUCCGGGAAAGCCUUCAGCUACUACCUGCCGGCCGUCCUGCCGCCCCAGGCCCCUCAGGACGGCCACCACCUCCCGCAGCCCCCACCGCCACCCUACAGCCACAAGCGGUACCGCCAAAAGGGCAGGGAGGGCCACUCGCCACCCAAGGCCCCACACGCCCAGCCUGCCACAGUGGAGCACGAGGUGGUGCGGGACCUGCCGCCCACGCCAGCAGGAGAGGGCUACGCGGUGCCAGUGAUCCAGCGGCACGAGCACCACCACCACCACGAGCACCACCACCACCACCACCACCACCACCACUUCCACCCGUCCUAGCGCCACUGCCAAGCACACCUCACUCCCAGCACACCAUGGCCCGCGACCUCAGGGCAGGGAGCAGAGCAGCUGCCAGCUGUGUGCCCAUGGGGAGCCCAUCCCCCCCCCCCCACCUCCGACAGCAAACAGCAACUGACUGCAGGUGCUGGCAUGAUGGAGGCGGUGCACCUUGGACACGUGGACAAGGCCCAGGCGCCCUCUGCUCUUCUGCCCUCGAUGCCACAUGGCGGUGAACACAUCUGAAGCCACUACGUUUCCCGGCUCUAAGGCUCGUCUGUGUAACCCAUAAAACCUGCUUUGAUUCCAAAA